AUGUUGGACGUUAGACAGACUAUUUCUGCUUUCUCUCUCACAUACGUUUUUUUACUUUUUUCUUGCUCUCCACUUGUCGGCCUUUUCUCUUUCUAUUUCGCCUUUCUUUCUUCCAGCUACAUCUCUAUCUAUCUAUCUAUCUAUCUAUCUAUCUAUCUAUCUCAGUUUGAUCAUUAUCUAUCAAUCUAUGUAUCUCAGUUUCUUAUAUAUGUGUAUUUCAGUCUGUUCAUUAUCUAUCAAUCUAUCUCAGAUUGUUCAUUAAAUAUCUAUCUAUAUAUCUAUCUAUCAAUAUCAUUUGUUCAAUAUCUAUCUAUCUAUCUACCUAUCAUAGUUUGCUCAUUAUCUACCUAUCUAUCUCGGUUUGUGCAUUAUCUAUCUAUCUAUCUAUCUAUCUAUCUAUCUAUCUAUCUAUCUAUCUAUCUAUCUAUCUAUCCCAUUUGUUCUUUAUCUAUUUACCUAUCACAGUUUCUUCAUUAUAUGUCUAUCUAUCAAUCUAUAAAUGUUAGUUUGUUCAUUAUCUAUCUCUCUAUCUAUCUAUCAAUAUAUCUAUUUAUGAUGUAUCACCCAUGGCACAUAACUAACUACCUAUUUCAAUUUGUUCAUUAUCUAUUUAUCUGUCUGUUUAUCUAUCUAUCUAUCUAUCUAUCUAUCUAUCUAUCUAUCUAUCUAUCUAUCUAUCUAAGAUUUCUGAACAUUAUCUAUCUAUCUAUCUAUCUAUCUAUCUAUCUAUCUAUCUAUCUAUCUAUCUAUCUAUCUAUCUCAGUUUGUUCAUUUAUAUCUAUCUUCAUUAUCUAUCACCACAUCUAUCUGUUACUAUCUACCUAUCUCAGUUUGUUCAUUAUCUACCUCAAUUUGUUCUUUAUCUAUCAACCUAUCUAUCUCAGUUUGUUUAUUAUCUAUCAUUUAUUCAUUACCUAUCUAUCUCAGCCAAAACAUUAUCUAUCUAUCUAUCUAUCUAUCUAUCUAUCUAUCUAUCUAUCUAUCUAUCUAUCUCAAUUUUUUGUUCAUUAUAUAUCUAUCUCAGUUCUUUAUCUAUUAUUCUCUCUCGGAUUUUUCAUUAUUAUCUAUCUCAGUUUGUUCUUUAUCUAUCUACCUAUCUAUGAUAUAUCUAUAAAUCAUAAAUCUAUGUCAUUUUUUUUAUUAUCUAUCUCUCUCAGUUUGUUCAAUAUCUUUCUAUCUCAGUCUUAUCAUUAUCCAUCUAUCUAUCUAUCUAUCUAUCUAUCUAUCUAUUUCUGUUCAUUAAAUAUCUAUCUUAAUUAUCUAUCGAUACAUCUAUCAAUCUCAAGUUUUUUCAUUAUCUAUCUAUCUAUCUAUCUAUCUAUCUAUCUAUCUAUGUUCAUUAUAUAUUUUUCUAUUUUUCAGUUUCUUCAUUAUCUAUGUAGCUAUCUACAUAUCUCAGUUUGUUUAUUAUCUAUUGAUCUAUCUAUCUAUCAAUUUUGUUCAUUAUAUAAUUAUCUAUCACUGUUGCUUUAUCUAUCUAUCUAUCUAUCUAUCUAUCUAUCUAUCUAUCUAUCUAUCUCAGUCUGUUCAUUAUCUAUCUGUCUAUCUAUAUAUCUCAGUUUGUUCAUUAUCUAUUUAUCUAUCUAUAUAUCUCAGUUUGUUCAUUUUCUAUCUAUCUAUCUAUCUAUCUAUCUAUCUAUCUAUCUAUCUAUCUAUCUAUCUCAGUUUGUUUAUUAUCUAUCCCUCUCAGUUUGUUCAAUAUUUAUCUAUAUAUCUCAAUUUGCUUAUCUGAGUUAUUAUCUAUCUAUCUAUCUCUCUAUCUCAUUUUGUUCAUUAUUUAUCUCUCUGUUUGUUUCUUAUCUAUCCAUCUAUAUACCUGUCUAUCUAAAUAAUGACUUGUUUGUUCACAUAAUACUUUUGUUAUUCAGAAAACUGAGAAUUUGUGAAAAUGCAUUGAUUUAUGCAUCUUGA
Acanthosepion pharaonis is the source of this 1911-nucleotide messenger RNA. Lineage: Eukaryota; Metazoa; Mollusca; Cephalopoda; Sepiida; Sepiidae. The record is from the annotation of a GenBank genome assembly.